GCCAGGCUUUAUAAACCUCGCGCGCAGCCUGCGGAGGUUCUUCUGCUAACUCCCAGUCCUAGCAGGACCCGCGCCAAGAGGCGCCUGCGAAGCUGCAGGAGGUGGCGGCGCAGGGGCAACAGCGAAAGCAAAGGAAAAAUUCCCAGCUGGGCACGGAGCUCCAGAAUGCCGGCCACAGAUUUAGAACUUUUAUGAGUCGCGCUCUGACGAGCACCCUGUGUGCCCACAAGUCCUCACGAAGCAGAGCUUUUUGCCUUCCUCGCUGCGGGAAGGGGAGUAGGAGUUGUAAGCAGCAGCAGGUGCUGAAAGGCGGGGGACUCCUGCUUCUUGGAACCGUGACCGACGGAAUUUCUUUUCCAUUUUCAGCCCAACGCAGAAGAUAGACUAUCUCCAGAUUUCUGAACUCAAAUGCUUCCUGAGGCUUGAAUACAGACGCAUUCAGUGGCACCGGGGGCAGACAGACAGCAAGUGUUCAUUUUUAGGGCGCCGAGUCUUCUGCUCGCAAGGAAGAGUUCUGCCCGAAAGAGCCUGUAGCCCUUCUGUCUUGGUUAAGCAGGACCCUGACUCCAGGCGCUGGCCUGGGGACCCUGUUGCAAAGUGGGUGCGUGUAGAGAGAGCAAGGCUUAACCACUUAACCGAGAAAUGGAUAACGUCCUCCCAGUUGACUCAGACCUCUUCCCAAACAUCUCCACCAACACCUCGGAGCCCAACCAGUUCGUGCAGCCUACCUGGCAAAUUGUCCUUUGGGCAGCUGCCUACACGGCCAUCGUGGUGACCUCCGUGGUGGGCAAUGUGGUGGUGAUGUGGAUCAUUUUGGCCCACAAGAGAAUGAGGACAGUCACCAAUUAUUUCCUGGUGAACUUGGCCUUCGCAGAGGCCUCCAUGGCUGCGUUCAACACAGUGGUGAAUUUCACCUAUGCUGUCCACAACGAGUGGUACUACGGCCUGUUCUACUGCAAGUUCCACAACUUCUUCCCUAUUGCGGCAGUCUUUGCCAGUAUCUACUCCAUGACAGCUGUGGCCUUGGAUAGGUACAUGGCCAUCAUCCAUCCCCUCCGGCCCCGGCUGUCAGCCACAGCUACCAAGCUGGUCAUCUGUGUCAUCUGGGUCCUGGCUCUCCUGCUGGCCUUCCCCCAGGGCUACUACUCCACCACGGAGACCAUGCCCAACAGAGUGGUGUGCAUGAUUGACUGGCCAGAGCAUCCCAACAAGAUGUACGAGAAAGUGUACCACAUUUGUGUGCCUGUUCUGAUCUACUUCCUCCCCCUGCUGGUGAUCGGCUAUGCAUACACUGUAGUGGGAAUUACGCUGUGGGCCAGCGAGAUUCCCGGGGACUCCUCUGACCGAUACCACGAGCAAGUCUCUGCCAAGCGCAAGGUGGUCAAGAUGAUGAUCAUCGUGGUGUGCACUUUCGCCAUCUGCUGGCUUCCCUUCCACAUCUUCUUCCUCCUGCCCUACAUCAACCCAGAGCUCUACCUGGAGAAGUUCAUUCAGCAGGUCUACCUGGCCAUCAUGUGGCUGGCCAUGAGCUCUACCAUGUAUAACCCAAUCAUCUACUGCUGCCUCAAUGACAGGUUCCGGCUGGGCUUCAAGCAUGCCUUCCGGUGCUGCCCCUUCAUCACUGCAGGCGACUACGAGGGGCUCGAAAUGAAAUCCACCCGGUACCUACAGACCCAAGGCAGUGUGUACAAAGUCAGCCGUCUGGAGACCACUGUCUCCACAGUGGUAGGAAACCAGGAGGAGGAGCCCGAGGAUGGCCCCAAGGCCACGCCCUCAUCCCUGGACCUGACCUCCAAUGGCUCCUCUCGCAGCAACUCCAAGACCCUGACAGAGAGCUUCAGCUUCUACUCCAACAUGCUCUCCUAGACCCCGGGGCCUUCAGCAGGGGCAGGGGCAGCCA
Phyllostomus hastatus (greater spear-nosed bat) is the source of this 1900-nucleotide messenger RNA. RefSeq names its product tachykinin receptor 1 (gene TACR1). The transcript is spliced from 5 exons. The record is from RefSeq and is a predicted model, not a curated record. Gene Ontology annotation, molecular function: substance P receptor activity. Gene Ontology annotation, cellular component: sperm midpiece; plasma membrane. Gene Ontology annotation, biological process: positive regulation of flagellated sperm motility; G protein-coupled receptor signaling pathway. NCBI's taxonomy places the organism in Eukaryota, Metazoa, Chordata, Mammalia, Chiroptera, Phyllostomidae. The coding region runs from base 643 to 1866 and encodes 407 amino acids.